Molecule: messenger RNA, 1257 nt
Organism: Verticillium dahliae VdLs.17
Lineage: Eukaryota; Fungi; Ascomycota; Sordariomycetes; Glomerellales; Plectosphaerellaceae
Product: RNA-binding post-transcriptional regulator csx1
Exons: 5
Coding region: 1-1257 (418 amino acids)
Biological process (GO): mRNA splice site recognition
Cellular component (GO): cytosol
Molecular function (GO): mRNA binding
Source: RefSeq, a predicted model, not a curated record
AUGGACGGCAUGCAGCCCUACAACAACGGCACUCCGGGUGCCAACGGCGCAAACGGAGAUGGUUAUGGAACUCCCGUUGCUGCCGGCAUGGGUUAUCCGCCCAACGCCAACGAGCUCACUGGCCCUGGCAACUCCCCUGAUGGCAACAAGACGACCCUCUGGAUGGGAGAACUCGAGCCUUGGAUGGACGAGAACUUCAUCAAGGGUGUCUUUGCCACUGCCACCGGUGAGCAGGUCAAUGUGAAGGUCAUCCGUGACAAGAGCUCUGGCAAUGCUGGAUACUGCUUCGUUGAGUUCAACUCGACUGAUGCUGCCUCCAAGGCUCUUGCCCUCAACGGCACUCCGGUCCCUAACUCGGCCCGUAUGUUCAAGCUCAACUGGGCAUCUGGCGGCGGUAUCAACGAUCGCCGUGAUGACCGCGGUCCCGAGUUCUCCAUCUUCGUUGGCGACCUCGGCCCUGAGGUGAACGAAUUCGUCCUCGUCUCGCUGUUUCAGGCUCGCUUCCCCUCCUGCAAGUCUGCUAAGAUCAUGACCGACGCUGUGACCGGACAGAGCCGUGGUUACGGCUUCGUUCGCUUCACGGACGAGCAGGACCAGCAGCGUGCUCUGGUCGAGAUGCAGGGCGUCUACUGCGGUAACCGACCCAUGCGCAUCUCCACCGCGACGCCCAAGAACCGUAACCACGGCCCCUACGGCGCCCAGCAGGGCCACCAGAUGCCUCCUGCCAUGCACCCUCACCAGCCUCAGGCCUUCUACGGUGUCCCCCCCGGUCCCCAGUUCAACCAGGGCUAUGGCGCUGCUCCCCAAUUCCAGCAGCAGCAGAUGAACCAGUUCACCGACCCCAACAACACUACGGUUUUUGUUGGUGGUCUUUCUGGCUACGUUACCGAGGAUGAGCUCCGCAGUUUCUUCCAGGGCUUCGGUGAGAUCACCUACGUCAAGAUCCCUCCUGGAAAGGGCUGCGGCUUUGUGCAAUUUGUCCACCGCCACGCCGCUGAGAUGGCCAUCAACCAGAUGCAAGGAUACCCCAUCGGUAACUCUCGCGUCCGUCUCAGCUGGGGCCGCUCGCAGAACAACUCGGGCGUUGGUACGCCUUACCGUCCUGCUCCUCCCCCUCCCCACUACUUCGGUCCUCCUGGCCCCGGUGGCCCUGGCUAUGGCCCUCCCUUCGGCGGUCCCCCUGGCCCUCAGGGUCCUCCUGGUCCUCCUCAGGGCCCUCCCGGCGGCGGUCCUCCUCAGCAGGUUUGUGUACCCUAA